Dermacentor andersoni is the source of this 903-nucleotide messenger RNA. Its product is annotated as sulfotransferase 1B1-like. Gene Ontology annotation, molecular function: sulfotransferase activity. The record is from RefSeq and is a predicted model, not a curated record. NCBI's taxonomy places the organism in Eukaryota, Metazoa, Arthropoda, Arachnida, Ixodida, Ixodidae.
AUGUACGAUCCACAACUUUAUCGAAAAUCCCUGAAUUUCCGUGCAAGAAACGGAGAUCUCGUUCUGUCCUCGUACCCAAAGACCGGUACCCACUGGGUCGCGUACAUCAUGCAACUCAUUCUGAAGAGGGGUCAACCAAUCAAGACUUACAGGGAAUUCACGGAGAACACGCGCCUUCUGGAGAUGAUUGAGUUAGAAGGCUGGAAACCCAGCCUGCCGAUGAGGAUUGUGGUCACGCGCCCUGCUCCUCGAAAAGAACUAGUGAACAAUGAGGCGAAGUACGUAUAUGUGGCACGAAACCCUUGGGACGUGUGCGUCUCGACAUACCAUAUGUUCACCAACAUCAGCAACUACCGCUUCACAGACGCUACGUUCGAAGAAUUCGUGGACGUGUUCUUGGCUGGAGAUCUCGGCCACGGGCACUUCUUUGACCACGUGAGUGCUGGGUACGCUCUCCGUGACGAACCCAACGUCUUCUUUGUCACGUACGAGGAACUUGCCAUCGACACGAGAGGGACGGUGCUCAGGCUGGCUCGGUUUCUUGGCCAGGGGUACGCUACUGAGCUUGAAGGCGACGAAGCGAUGCUAGAAAAACUACUUCAAAGGUGCAAGGCAGAUUACAUGAGAGAUGUGAUUGUAGCCAGCUUUGACGACAGGUCCGACGGGGAUUGGGAGCGUACGCUUGUACGACUGAAUGCGGACUGUAAGGAUGGCCACGGUGGCGACGGAAAGAAGUUUGCCUUCGUAAGAAAAGGCGUAGUUGGUGAUUGGAAGGCCUACUUCACGCCAAAGCUGCUCCUUAGAAUGGAGGCGGCCAUACGAGAGGCCGAGAAUAAGUCUUCCGUCACGAAAUUGUGGAAAAAUAUGCGAGACGAGGCACUGAUGGCUCUGCACGAAAACUAA